This is a messenger RNA of Triticum aestivum (bread wheat), 834 nucleotides long. RefSeq lists its product as uncharacterized. Gene Ontology annotation, cellular component: nucleus. NCBI's taxonomy places the organism in Eukaryota, Viridiplantae, Streptophyta, Magnoliopsida, Poales, Poaceae. Gene Ontology annotation, molecular function: calmodulin binding. The record is from RefSeq and is a predicted model, not a curated record. Gene Ontology annotation, biological process: response to osmotic stress.
UCGCUCGGCCCGGCCUACUACACCGACGCCGCCCUCGCGCGCGCGCUCAACUUCUCCGCCAUGCCCGAGUACGAGUACGACUACUCGCCGGCCGCAUCCUCACCCUCCAACUCCGCCUCCGCCUCCGCGCUCUCCUCGUCGUCGCUCCUCGCGGACUUCCCCUGCAGCGCGGGCGAUGGCAGCAGCUGGUUCGCCUCCACGGUCGCGCCGGCGACGGGGUCACUCGCGUGUGACUCCGUGCUGGUCGCGUCAGACGCGGCGCCGCGGCCGCCAUGCACCCCCGUGGGCGCCAGCGCCGCGGCGAACAAGAGGCGGGCGGGCCUGGGGCCGAACGCGGCGGGCGCGGGGCGCGCCGGGAAGCGGCGUGCGCGGGCGUCGAAGCGCGCCCCGACCACGUACAUCAGCACCGACCCGGCCAACUUCCGGCUCAUGGUGCAGCACGUCACCGGCGUCCAGGCCGAGCCGGGCACCGACGACGGCAGCGUCCUGCACGCCUCGUUCGACGCGUCCUCCGCCGCGGCGCUGCUGGAAUGCCACCCGUUCGACGGCGCGCCGCGGAUGCCGGCCGACGUGGACGCGGCGGAGCUCCAUCGCCACCACCAACAGCAGCAGCAGCCGUGCUACCCGACGCUGGACUCGUGGAGCGUCAUGUACGAGAGCAGCCAGCUGCUGUAGCUCCAGCCGAUCACUCAGCUCCAUGUUCUCCAUGCAUCAUUAACCAUGAGUAGUAGUCCAGUCAGGACCGUAGAUUGCAGAUUAAUUACGGCUACUUCAUCUUUUGCCCGGUGUCUAUCUAAUGUACGUACAUGUAAUUUUCUACUUUUCGCCGCUCGA